This is a messenger RNA of Eremothecium gossypii ATCC 10895, 1656 nucleotides long. It is a transcript of the gene CDH1, whose product is annotated as Cdh1p. The transcript has a single exon. The coding region runs from base 1 to 1656 and encodes 551 amino acids. The record is from RefSeq and is marked provisional. Gene Ontology annotation, molecular function: ubiquitin ligase activator activity; anaphase-promoting complex binding; protein binding. Gene Ontology annotation, cellular component: anaphase-promoting complex. Lineage: Eukaryota; Fungi; Ascomycota; Saccharomycetes; Saccharomycetales; Saccharomycetaceae. Gene Ontology annotation, biological process: positive regulation of ubiquitin protein ligase activity; positive regulation of anaphase-promoting complex-dependent catabolic process; anaphase-promoting complex-dependent catabolic process.
AUGGAGGGUACUGGGAGCCCAUUUAUGGAUAAUACGCCAUCAUCGUCGCCCAUCAAGAAGUCGCAGUCGGCCAACCGGGUUGCAAAGAGGCCAAUAUCCGGCUCUUCUUCAGCUUCAUCGCUGCUUUCGUCGCCCGUCAGGCGACCAAGGUCGAGCAACACAUAUACGGAUCGGCUUAUGCCUAACCGCACCAACAUGGACCUGAAUACUGUGCUGUCGAUCGGGUGCACUUCAAGUUUGACGUAUGUAUCGGCUGCGACAUCUGACAACCAGCUGGAGUUCCAAAAGGAACGACAGGCUCACCAGACUUUCGAUACCAUCUUGAAGAAUGAGCUGUUUGGCGACCGGCUGUCGCAGGAUGCAGACGCGAACGAGGACAACAUCGAGAGAAUCCAUUACACUGCGUCACGCAGUGCCGAGGGGCCCAGUACGCCCCCGAAGUCAAAUUCAUCAGACCACUCGACCUCAUCUGCACCGACCACGCCCAAGAGACUGACAUUUGCGGGUGGAGAUGGGCUCCAGAGGCCAAUGUCUAAUAACGUGCGUGCAGCGAGCCUGCUCACCUAUAGAGAGCGGAACGGGACACGGAACUCGACGGCGUCGCUAAUUCACAACCAGUUUCUCAACUCUGUCUCUCCAGUGCGUCCUGACACGCAGCGCCUGCUGCUCUCACCGGGGAAGAAACUGCGAGAGAUCGCCAAAGUGCCAUAUCGUGUGCUGGACGCACCAUCUCUUGCCGACGAUUUUUAUUACGACCUCAUAGACUGGUCGAGCACAGACAUGCUUGCGGUUGCCCUAGGGAAGACUGUCUUUUUGACUGAUGAUAAUAGUAAUGAGGUUGUACAGCUCUGCGAAACGGAUGACGAGUACACGAGUUUAAGCUGGGUAAAUUCAGGUUCACAUUUAGCAGUAGGCCUUGGCAAUGGCCUGGUGGAAUUGCACGACGUGGUAAAACAGAAAUGUAUAAGGACUCUCUCUGGGCAUCUAGAUCGUGUGGCGUGUUUGUCUUGGAACCAACAUAUACUUUCUUCUGGAAGUAGGGACCACAAGAUACUCCAUAGGGAUGUGAGGAUGCCAGAACACUAUUUUGAGACGGCCAAUACACAUUCCCAGGAGGUUUGUGGGCUGAAGUGGAACGUAGAUGAAAAUAGGCUGGCUUCAGGCGGAAAUGAUAACGUUGUAUAUGUCUACGAUGGACCGUCAAAAAAACCAGUGCUUAAAUUUACGGAGCACAACGCUGCUGUGAAGGCCAUGGCAUGGUCACCACACAGGCGAGCUACAUUAGCUACGGGCGGUGGUACUGCAGAUCGCAGGCUGAAGAUUUGGAAUGUAAACUCCGGCGUUAGACUUAAUGAUGUGGAUACAGGUUCUCAAGUCUGCAAUAUGGUCUGGUCUAAGAACACGGAUGAGAUAGUGACAUCUCAUGGCUAUUCGAAGUUCAAUUUAACUCUAUGGGAUUGCCCUACAUUGGAGCCACUGGCUGUAUUAAAGGGACAUAGUUUUAGAGUCCUACAUUUAACUCUCUCUACAGAUGGGACGACAAUCGUCUCCGGGGCGGGUGACGAAACGUUAAGAUAUUGGAAGCUCUUCGGUAAAUCUAAAUUUGGUAACCAGUCAGACUCUGUUCUAACUUCUGCGUUUAGCAAGCUAAGAUAA